This is a messenger RNA of Zootoca vivipara (common lizard), 4483 nucleotides long. The record is from RefSeq and is a predicted model, not a curated record. Lineage: Eukaryota; Metazoa; Chordata; Lepidosauria; Squamata; Lacertidae.
AUGUCCUCCGGAAGCAGUCGCGACAAACGCCACCAUCACCCCGUAGACAGCCUUUGUCGGAAGCUCCAGAACAUCAACACGAAGGACCGGGCCUCCAGUCCUGCCCUGCAGAUCCCCAAAUUCCAGUCCAAGAACUUUGACAGCCCACAGGGCAAUGUGAAGAAAAACUUGGAGGAGAUCUUGAAGAAAAGGACCCUGAAAACAAGUGACAGCAAUGCACAGGGCUGCGAUGACCUGCUGAGCCCCUUCAGUGAUAAUAUCUUCUCCCCGGGUCGGCAACCGGCGUCACCGAGUCACCGGCGCCUCUCAGACAUCCGCUCAGAGUCCGUUUCGGGUGCUGGAAACAAAGAGAGAGCCAACAAGUCGUGGCUCUUUCUAGGCCAAGGAGGAGGCUCUCCGUGCCUCUCCAAAUACAAGGAAUCUUCCGCCAAUCAACCGUCUGGUUCCUCCAGUGCAGAGCAGAGGGCUGCAUCUUCUCAGGAAUGGGGCUACAUCACCUCAAGCCCGAAUUUGUCUACCCGGGACCUGAACCCCAUGCAGCCCGUGUCCCACUCUCCUGUCAGCAAGAAACUCUCUUUGGGAUGGAGACUGCCAGCAGAGAACAAAGAUGACGACAGCGCUGAAGUAAGCCUCAUCUGUGAGGAAGACCUUUUGACUACUAUGUUCUCUGCUUGCGACAUAGAAAGGAGAGGCAAAGUGGCUGUUUCCAAAUUAGUUGACUUCGUGAGAUACACAACUAGCCGGAGUUCUGAGGACAGCAGUCUUGAGGAGCUGUGGAACAUGCUUGAUCCUGAUAAAAGGGACAUCUCCAUGGAUUUGGAAACAUAUCAUGCCAUCAUGAAGGAAUGGAUCGACGACUGCAGGAGAAGCUGGUAACUGACGGAAAAACCCAAAAUGCUCUGUACAAAUGUCUGUCUCUUGAGCUGUCACAGGAAACCUCUUUUUUCAGCCAAAAGUCCUCUUGUGAGGCUGAAUGUAACUUCCGGAAGCCUAGAGGCACUUGGUGGCGAUGUUUCCAGAGGAGACUUGGAAACCUCUGACCUGAUCACUUGCGUAGCAGAUCUUCAGUUCAGCAAUCAGAAGCUUCAAGAGGAGAACAACCAGUUGAAGGCAGCUCUGGACGCCAUGGAGGAGACCAACAACAGAUUGAUGGAGGACAACGUGGGGCUGAAUAAUCAGAUAAAAAGUUUCCAGCAGUCUGUGGCUCGAGUGAAAACCUUAAAAGAGGAGCUGGAGGAAGCAAAGAAUACCCUUAACGCUGCAGAGGAAAAAAGGCUGAGAACAGCAGCCCAGAAUAAGCAGCUAGAAAAGGAGAAUCAGUCCCUCAUUCUCAAGAUCUCAUCUCUACAAGAGGAGAAUAUUAGGCACGCUCUGGAUUCAGAUGGUCUCCAGAAGAAGAUCACAGAGCUGUCAAGAAAUAUGGCUGAACUCCAAAUACAAGUACACCUGUAUGAAAAGACGGUGGAGAAUAAAGACGCCUCCAUCCUCAAGAAGGACCUGGAUAUUCAGGAGCUGAAGUCUACCCUCAAGGAAUACACCUCGGUAAUAGAGACCCUGCGGUUGGAGAAGAAUAAAUUGGUGAACAACAUUCAGCAAAUGCAGCAGGAGUUGAUCUCGAAUGGCUUCAACUUCCCCUUGAUAUACAAAUUCAACAGCAGCAUCCUUGAAGGGAGCAGUUCUUUGCACUGCGAACUGGAACUUGCCCAAGAGCAAUCGGAGGUCUCUGGAAUCGAUUGGACUGCACUGGAUGAAUCACUGGACAGAGAGGUUUUGCUGCUUCUGCAAGGGCCAGAGAAAGUGGGAGAAAAAUUCAAGGCCACUGUUCAGAAACUGGUAUUGAAAAAGUCUGUGGAUGGAAUAGCAAAUAAACAAGAACUUUCUCGAGUGGAGGAAAUAGCCGCCCUGCAGGCAGAGGGCUUUGAGGCAAAUAUGCAAGAAGCCCAUAAGAAGAAGCUCAUGGAGCUCAAGCAAGAUCUGGUGAAGAAAAGAACUCUUUGGCUUCAGAGACUUGAUCUCUUGGAAUCUCAGAAGGACUCAUUGGACAAGGAGCUUAUAAAGAUGGCGGGAAACCUGAGGAGGAUGAGAACUGAACAGCUGCACUUGAAGAAAGCACUUUCAUCCAGGCAGCAUGAACUGGAAUUGGCCAGACAGCUGAAAGAGGACACUGUGUCAGAAGGAGGCACCUUGAGAUCAGCACUUCAAGAGCUAACCCAACAACUUGAGGAUGCCAGCAAGCGGGCUAAGGAUCAGGAGAACGACCUUCACGCUGCCAGCCUGGAAGCAAGAUCUUUGCAAAGGGAGCUAGAAGAGAGCAUCGCUGAGCAAACAAACCUGCGGAGUGUAAAUAUAAACUUAACACGCACUUGCCAGGUGCUGGAACUGAAAGCUAAAGAGCAGAGCACUGCUCUUGACUCGCUCAGGCAGAAGCAUUUUGAAGGACUGUUGUGUGGAGUUCUUUGCCAGAGCUGUGCCUGUGAUGAUGAGAGUUCUUCGUCCGGCCCAAAUGUAAACGAAGAGAUAAGAACAGAGCAGAAGAAAAACUGCUGCUACAAAGGAAUCAGGUACCAAGAGAAUCUGCUGUUUGACUUGUCCUGGUCACAUGCUUCAAGACGCCGGUGCUUGCAAUAUUCUUCGCUACUAGAUGCGUUGGCCCUUGACCCUCUCCAGCUGAUCCAGUGGAGCUCUGUGUCCACGGCCUUUGAAAAUACUAGAUCCCCGUCUACCUCUGGGCAGAAACACCUGAGAAAUGACUCCAUCUUCGAUGUGAAUCUGGAGGGGCACAAGUGCAAUGCCCAUUCUGUUGGUAACCAGUCCGAUGCAGAGCUUGCCUUAGCCAGAAGGAUGGAUGCUGAUGCUACCAAGGAGAGCGAUGCUGGACCACUGACAGAUGCCUCAUCUAGCAGCGAACAAAGUCCAACCCAGGCAAUUACUUCCUCCACUUCAGAAUGCACUAAUGGAACACAGGAUGUGGACUCUACACUACUGCAUGCCGUAGAGGAGGCAGUCUGUGAAGUUACUCUGCUGCCAGGUGAAGAAACUGCUGCAAAGGAAGAAGCUAACGGGGAGACUUUCACCAAGAGGACUGCAGGAGAUCCUCCUUCAUCUGAGGACCUGUCUAGCAUUGCUGUGUGUAAAACCAGGCAGAAUGACAACGUGUCUCCCAGUGAGAAGGAAGUGGAGGGAGAAUUUCUUCGGCUGUCUCUAGGAUUCAAAUGUGACCUCUUCACUUUGGAGAAGAGAGUCAGGCUGGAAGAAAGGUCCCGGGAUUUAGCAGAGGGAAACCUGAGGAAGGAGAUUGCCGGUGCCUUGAAACUACUUGAUUCUCUGGCCUCUCUAAGUGAAGAUAACCAGGCACAGGAGAUCGUCAAAAAGCUUCAGAAGAGCUUGGAGCUGCUGAACCAGUAUGCUACCAGGCUUGCCAGCAAGGCAGAAAUGCUGGGGGCCAUUCAUCAAGAGAGCCGGGCCAGUAAAGCUGUAGAAGUGAUGAUUCAGCACGUGGAGAACUUGAAGCGUACGUACGCCAGGGAGCACGCGGAGCUGGAGGAGCUGAAGCAGGUGCUGCUCCAGAACGAAAAGUCCUUCGGCUCUCUCGGGGACCGAGAUGAAUCUUCGAUUAAAAAGCUCUCUGGUUCCUUAAAGCCUUCAUCCCUACGCCGAGUUAGCACUGCAACCUUGCCUAGGAAUACUGGAAAUGCUGUUUUGCCGCUGGGCCAGUUAAAUGAAACAGAUGGAAGUGAAAAAAGUGACAAAUUCAACAGGCGCUCUAGUUGGGGCUUAAUAGGAGCAAAGCAAGGCGAGAAGCGCCCUUUGUUGCAGAGGUAUGUAAGCUCGCCUUCCUGGGCUGAGUCGGAGGAAGAGCACACUGAGCCCAGAAACACUCCUUUGGAACCGCCGGCUCCUGAGACACAAGGAAGCAGAGCUUGGAAGCUGAGCGAAAAGGAAAGCAGCUCAUCGAAAUGGGGGCUGCACUCACUGUGUAGCAGAUUCUUCUCUUGGGCUUCCUCUCUCCAGACUGCCAUCUGCAGGACCAGCAAGACUCUCUUCAUCUCCGUCUUUGCGGUGGUGCUCCUUGCUGUUCUUUCGACCUUCCUCCUGGGCUUCUCCUUCCAGAGGCCAGCAGAAGGAGCCCCUGUUGGGCCAGGGGAUGCUUGGACAUCCGUGCAGCAGCUGCUGUGGCCAUAUACUCGCCUCCAGCACCAAGCUCCACCUCCUGUAUAAUUCACUGGUGGGAGUUCAAGAUGAGGUACCUUUCGGACAUCAAGAUGGGGCGCCGUCUUGCCGUGUGGUUUUCAAUGGGCAGGUGCAAAGGGGUAGAUACUCCAAGCUCCCUGAACUUUCAGCGUCAUCCAAGGUCCCCAUGCACCAAAGAAUGCAGCUUCCAGAUACAGCAUCUCGGUGUUUCCGGAAGCCCUGCCCUUGCAAGUUAUUUCCUGAUAUUUCUGUUCAAAACGAAACACAGUUUGAUGCUUUCUGGCACCGCAAG